Bursaphelenchus xylophilus (pine wood nematode) is the source of this 14836-nucleotide messenger RNA. The record is from the annotation of a GenBank genome assembly. NCBI's taxonomy places the organism in Eukaryota, Metazoa, Nematoda, Chromadorea, Rhabditida, Aphelenchoididae.
AUGUUGGAUAGCCCUUCCAACACAGGAAGUGCUCGAGGUGCGCAGCUAAAAUUUUCUCGAAAUUUUGGCUUUUGUGUUACACUGGUAAACACUAGAGAUUGUUUAUUCAAAAACUAGUUUUAAUUUUACCUACAGCGACAAAUCUGAUACCGUGGCAAAAAACGUACCAUUUUGCUUCCGGGAAGUAUCAAAAAAUGUAGCAAAAUGCCUCCCACUCCAACUAAAAAAACUCCGUUUUGAAGGGCUUCCUCACAAAAAGAGCUGGCGGGCUUUUGAAAUCUGAGUUUUUUCACGUGGAGAGGGACGUAUUUUGCCACACUUUUGAUACUUCCUGGAUGCAAAAUGGCACGUUUUCUUGCCACUGGAUCAAGUCCACCACUGUAAGUCUUAAUUUUACCUACUUUUGUCAAAAUCUGCGUCACGCUCGAGCACUUACUCUACCGAACAAAAUUUCAUGACAAUCCAAAAGGUUUCCAAAUCCAUUUCCUUAAAUUAUAGAAGACACCGAGUCCGUGAGUUCAGACUCCGUGAAAGACCGAAUCGCCCGGUUUGAAUCGCUCAAAGAGACCGCCAAAUUCCCCAUUCAUCGAACGGUAGAGUCGGAAUUGAUUGAAGAAGAGGCCCGCGAGCAUUCUGGCCAAAGGAAAGAAGAAGAGCAUGUUUCUCAGCGCCCAACCGAGCUGUCGAUUCAGCGAACGGCCGAAGGAAAAGAAACCGAAGCGGAGCGGUUGAAUGAGACCCCAAUGGAGUCGCCGUCAACGCCUCAGGUCGUUACGGAGCAGCGCGAGCAAAUCGGGAGAGCGUUGACGGUGGAGAGCCCACCGAAGUCGGAUACACAAGGUUUGUCGGGAAAAGAAAUAUGAAAAAAAAGAAACAUGAAGAAAGGUUGGCUAUUAAAAGGUUACCAAGCAAGUCAUGAAAAGCUAAUUUAGUUCUUGCCUUAUAUACUAACACAAGGGCAAUCUAGCACUAAUAUUCACCGACUAAGUUAUUGCUUUACCUCCACUAAUAAUAGAACAUCUUACGACAUCAUCACAGAAAUUGUUAAAAAUACAGUGUAGAUGUUGAGGAAAAGGAGUGCCGUUCGACACCAUAGGGGCAACCACUUUGCGAACAGCCGACAUCAAUCAAUUAGAGUUGCAAUUUUCCUACCGUAAUCUACGUAGAAACUUUGCAUUGACAAACCCUGGUACUGAUAAAUACGCAAAUAUGAAAAAUUCAUUUGAAUCUAUCUACCGCUUCUAAAGUUAUGGGAGUUUCUUUUUGUCAAAAUGCUUUCUGAACUUCUAAAAAUACCUGGCUAAAACCUUAUCAAAACUAAGUCAUUUUUGCAGCCGGAGGUUUAAAUCACAACAUCUAACUGCCAAAUCCAGGGUUAAAAUUUCCUGUUGUAAGCAAAUGUUGGCUGAUCCAAACAUGCGUCCAGAUCUCUGCGGUUAUUCUAGCUGCCCACAAAUUGGUUGCCCGUAUGUGCCGACCGUCAAAGGAGUGGGUCCCACGUAGUUGAUUUUACGCAAAAUUUUGACCAUUGAAGUUGCUGGGAAUAAAAAGAAGUCCCAAGAAGCGGUUUUAGGCCAAAAUUAAGCCCCAUUUACAUAACGAAAACUCUCUAUAAAAGGUUUAGUCACAUGCCACUAUAUGCACGGAAGCUAAAAUAAAAUCCUCACGACGGCGUUUUCGAAACCUCCGGAAAUUGAAUAAGCCAUCAGUUUGUUUUCGGCAUGCCUCAGAAAACGAAGCGUGAUAAAAAACCUAGUGGUUUAUGGGUAAACAAGAGAGCCUAGCGGUGUGGAACUAACCUGAUAUCUUUCGUAUGAAAACAGAUUCGUUUGGAAAGAAGUGUACGAAUCUUGGUACGAAACUUUUCCAAGAUCAUGGCUAUUACAUUUAGAGCUCUUCAAAUUAAUCUAUCUUCAUAAUUUUUACUAAAAUUUUCAUUUCAGAGCUUGCAGAGCCCUCUCCAGCCACCACCGAAGAGCCUCAAGUCAGUGUCCACAAGCUGGUCCAGAAAUUCAGUCAGCCCUCCGAGGGCACCACUGACACUUCCUCGGCGGCUCAAUUCCCCGAACAUCACGUUGUCGCCGGCGACGGCGUGUCGCGCGUUGAUAGCCGCGAGCAAAUCAUUGUUCGGGAAGAGGUGGAGGUCGAGCCAAGCGCAUCAACAAUCCCGGAAACGGAGCAACACAAAGAUCUCGAGGACAUUGCUCAAACAGUCCAUAAGCUCUCAGUAGAACAGCAUGAAUCCGUUCAGGUGCAGCCCGGCUUCGGCGAUGACAUUGUGAAUGUCUCGGUUCAGGAGAAAAUACGAAGAUUAGAGCCAGCGACAAGCCUAGAGAGCGAACAUGACGAAGAAGGAUUUGAACGGCAGGUUCCGGAACAUCAAGCCGAAAUUGGCGAUCAUGAUGAAGGUCUGGCAAAAGCAGAAGUUGAAGAGGAAGUUCAAGUGCGAACUAAACCCCCAAGUGAUGAGGAAUUCGCGAGGAUAAAUCAAGCCCGACAAGAGGCUUCAGAAGAGCCGACCGAGAUUGCAGGGGAACGAAAAACCCUGCCGAUCCACAGAGCACUAGAUGAAGAGGUUCAGGAUGCCGAGACAGGCGAGCUGGGCGAGAAAGAAACUCCUGAAUCGCAUCUAGAAGCAGCUCAGACACCAGACUUAUCGACGAGUACGUCAAGUUCGGUUCAGCAGCUUGGUGCGGGUAAAUCCGAAACUUCUGAAGUCCAACCGGAAGUAAUUUCGGAACAACAGAGGAUUAGAAUCAGUCGAACUGCCGAACAAGGAGUUGUCGAAGAAGACGAAGGUGAAAAGGCCGGUAGAAACGUUGAAGAAAGCCAUAUCAAGCCGGACGAAGAGGAACACAGCUACGGAAAAGCGGCAGCAGCCGCUGCUUUGGCUGCCGCUGGCGGAUUCGCCGCCGCUGUGGCCUCUUCUCUCCAUGAUGACAAAGAAUACGAAUCAAGGAGUCCCACAGAACACACUGUGCCUUCGGACGCGCCUUCCGAAUCGGAUAAGUCACCGGUUUCUCCAAGCGAGCGUGAGGUGGCUGCUGAGCAAUCCGGACGAACCGGCGACCGUUGCGAAGAGGAUUUACUCGCGCAGACACCUUCAGAAUCGUCGGAGGACCAUUUCACGGCGGAAGGACCGCGGUCCACGAGAAGCAUCCCCAUUCAUCAUACAGCUCAAGGAGAAGUUGUUGAGGGCCAAAUAUCGGAAACUCAUGGAUUCAAAGGCCCGGAAUUGUCUCCCCAUGAAGAGGAGUAUGAUACGGAACGAGCUCAUAAGACGGAAUCUGAAGCUGUGGAUCAAACAAAAGCCCAUGAACCAGCUGAAGCGCUGGCUACACCAUCCGACAGCGCCAGAUCUCAGGAGCCAUCGCCGAUUGAUGUCUCGACCCCAGAAUCAGCUCAAGAAAAGGCUUUGGAAUCUGAACCCCUGUCUCCACGAGGUGCGUCUCCUCAUCAAGCUGAGGAAGAGCUGGAAAAAGAGAUUUUGAAACGAGAGAUUGAGCCAGUUGGAGACCUUGAGAAAGAAUUGGGUACCACGGAGACCGUAGAGCCUGUCGGAACAGAAAAGGAAAUUAGUCCUGAUGAAAGUACAAGACAAUUCCUCGAUCAACCAAGUGAAUUGGAGGCUGAGGACGUCAGGAAAGCGGUCGCACAUGAACAAGAAGUUCAACAACAACAUGAACAAACUCCAGAGGAAGAAGAUAAAGCUAAGAGAAAAGAAAGCAGUCCUGACGAAAGCACAAGAAAAUUCCUCGAUCAGCCAAGUGAAUUGGAGGCUGAGGAUGUCAGAGAAGCGACUAGACAUGAACAAGAAGCUCAACAACAUGAACAAACUCCAGAGGAAGAAGAUGAAGCCAAGAAAAUGGGUCUUGGCACAAUGAUCGCUGGCGCAGCUCUCCUUGGAGGAAAGGCGCUCUACGACAAGCUUAAAGGAGACAAAGAUCAAGGAGAAGGAUAUGAUGGGCACGACUCUGGUGAUGACCAAAAACCAGAAGGAGGUGCCGGAAAAAUUGUCUCGGAAUCCUAUGAGUACAGCUAUACCGACGAUGGAAGUGGAAAGCCCAAAGAAGAGUUUGAACAUCACAUUGUAGCCCAGGAUGAUCAGGGCCGACUUGUUGAAGAGGUUGAACAUAGAGAGCCUGAAGUUGAAUAUCGAUCAGUUGGAGAUUCCGCCGAGCAAAGUCCAGCCUCAGUGCGAAAACAGGUCGUACAAACUCCAGAGAGUCAAGGUGAAGUCUCAGAGGCCGAGCCUAGUAGCCAGCCUCAAGCUGAAGCGCCAUCUCCAGUCGCAGAGCAACUGGAAACUCCAGAAAAACCCUUGGAGAUCUCCUCAUCGGCUGCUUCAAUCUCCGAGGAAGGCCCGAAAUCUCCGCCAGCGACUCCAACUAAAGUCGUUCAUGUCCAUGAACAUUACCACGAACAAAUCACUGAUAAAGACGGAAAUCUCGUUGAUGAUGUAACUUUUGAGUCAAAUUACGACACAAGAGAACCUUCUGAGACUUCACAAAGACAGUCGCCUCUUCUGGAUGAGAGAAAAGUCAGUCUAGCCGCGGUGGGACACGACGUCAAGGCCGAGCCGGUCAGCCACUUCGAAGAGCAGACAAUUCACAUUGAUCCUAGCGUCUUACCACCUUCUGGAACUCAGACUUUCCACGAGGAACGAGUCGAGACAACCGAAGACUUGAGGAGAAAGUCGAUUAAAGAGGACUUGGACAUUCAUGUUGUCCCCAAAGAUGAUCAACAUUAUCAGAUGCACAUUCAUGAAGAACGAGUUGAACGUGAAGACGAUCAGCCUGAGAAAGUUUUGAUUGAGCGAGACUAUGAUAUCGAAGCGCCCAGUGGGACAGAGAUUACAUUGCCGGAGGCAGAUCAACCGGUCGAGAAUAUCCGAGAAGAAGUCAAGGAAGGAUUUGUGAGUGGUCAACCCGAAUCCGAUGUAACCGAGAGCCAUUAUAAAGUCCACGAGGAGCGGCAUGAGCAAGUCUUGGAUGCUGACGGACAUGUUAUUAAAGAUACGACAGUGGUGAAAGAUUACGAUGACGAAAAUCCCGAGCCGAUUGAAGAAGUCCAUGAAGCCGAGAAGGAGUUUGUUUCGGAACUUGAACGAAGACUUUCAGCUGCUUCAAGUGCUAGAGGAGAUACUCAACCAGCUGAGCAGCAACAAGAGGCCGUUGAAAUUGCAGAAACUCCGGUUUCGGAGAAGGAAUUCACAGCCGAAGGGCCAAGAUCAACAAAAGAUAUUGACGUUUACUCCGCCGAAUCGACUGGACUUGCCUCUCCGGAAGCUCAGAAGACCUCAGAAUUUCAGCAGAAAUCAGGCGCCGGAUCCACAGAAGGAUCCAUAGCUUUGGCACAAGAUACAGGGGAAGCCAGAGAUCGCGAGUUCCUUGAGGAGCUAGAACAAGAACAAAAAGAGCACGAACAACAUCAAAGAGAGGUGGCUGAAGAGCAGAAACAAACUGUGAAAUCAGAGACUGAGCCAGUUGGUGAUCUAGAAAAAGAGUUGAGGGUCACCGAGUCCGUUGAGCCUGUGGGAAGAGUCUCGAUUUCGAAACGAGAGAUUGAACCAGUUGGAGAUCUUGAGAAGGAGUUGCGCACUACAGAGUCGGUAGAGCCUGUCGGAACAGGAAAGGAAAUUAGUCCGGAUGAAAGUACAAGACAAUUCCUCGAUCAACCAAGUGAAUUGGAGGCUGAGGAUGUCAGGCAAGCGGUAGCACAUGAACAAGAAGCUCAACAACCACAUAAACACGCUCAUGAAGAAUCUGAAGCCAAGAGAAAAGAAAGCAGUCCGGACGAAAGUGCCAGAAAAUUCCUUGAUCAGCCAAGUGAACUGGAGACUGAGGAUGUCAGAGAAGCGACAAGACAUGAACAAGAAGUUCAACAACAUGAACAAACUCCAGAGGAAGAAGAUCAAGCCAAGAAAAUGGGUAUUGGUACGAUGAUCGCUGGCGCAGCUCUCCUUGGAGGAAAGGCGCUCUACGACAAGCUAAAAGGAGACAAAGAUCAAGGGGAAGGAUAUGAUGGGCACGACUCUGAUGAUGACCAAAAACCAGAAGGAGGUGCCGGAAAAAUUGUCUCGGAGUCCUAUGAGUACAGUUAUACUGAUGAUGGAAGUGGAAAGCCAAAAGAAGAGUUUGAACAUCACAUUGUAGCCCAGGAUGAUCAUGGCCGACUUGUUGAAGAGGUUGAACACGAGCCGGAAGUUGAAUAUCGCUCUGUUGGAGAUUCCGCCAAACAAAGUCCAGCUUCAGUGCGGAAACAGAUCGUAGAAACUCCGGAGAGCCAAGGAGAAGUCUCAGAGGCCGAGCCAGCUCGCAAAGUCUCCGAAGAUCUUCAUUUCGAAGCCACUCAGCAAAAAGAAACUCCAGACUUUGAGGUCGCCCAAGUCGAAGAGCCUACUACAACCUCCGACACAAUUGUUGAGAGUCAAGGCAACUAUGACAUUGCUGGUGGAGCGUUGGAAAGUCCUCAAGCGCCGGCUGAAAUCUCAGAGCCAUCUCCAGCCGGAGGUAUUUCUGCUGAAUCUGUGGUACAUGGAACUCCUGAAACCCCGGAACAUCAUGUUGAAAAGCAUGGAGAAGACGGAGAAAAACUUCCAGAAAGAUUUUCACCCACAGAGGAUGAUAUUCGCGUCUCGCCAAGCCAAGAGACACCUCAAGAACAUCGUCAUGUCGUCACAAAAGACACUUAUGAAUACUCGUACACCAGCGAUGGUGAACAUCAACCUCAUACCGAGGUCACUCACAUAACUUCCACUCAGAAAGACGAUGGGCCUGUUGUCGAACACGAAAAGCACUAUGAUAUCCCAGGAGAUGCUGUGCAAAGUCCCGGAGAACCAGUGGUUUUGGAGAGAAAGUACUCUGUAGAACAUUUUGAUGAGCCUUCAAGUCAUUCUGCCGAUAAACAGGACGUUGCUGGUAGCCCUGAGCAGACCUCAUCUCCGUUUGAGGUCAUCGACCAGCCCAGUCCAGUGAGCGAUCAGAUCCAUCAUGAGCCACAUCAUACGGUAAUGACGGACUCGUACGAGUACAGUUAUACCAGCGAUGGGGUUCAUGAACCACAUGUGGAAGUGACUCAUAAAACCAUAACCCAAGAAGACGAGGGACCGGUUGUCGAACACGAGGAACACUAUGACUUGAGCGGGAAGGAGUCAAUUGGAAGCCCAAAUAAACCGCUUGAAAGCCCCGCUGUUCAAGAGAUCCCUCAGUCGGCCAGAUCCGAGGAUUUGUCAAGGAAAUCCGACACUUACAGCGUUCAAACCGGCGAGGCCGAACCGGAAUCCGAAUACCAAGUCGAGGAAAUCCCCGAAGAUCAAAGUUUGAAGUCCGACUUUAGCCCCGAAGCCCUUCAGAAACAAGAGUCGCCCAGAGACGGACAUGAAAAAGUGAUUGGACAUCAUUUCGGAUCCACCGAGGAACUUCCGCAGACUGUGGAGGAACUUGAGCGAAGAGAGCGACAUCCCUCACCGCUGCCUGAAGAGUCAGAGAUUCCCGACAGACCUGCGGUUCCAACUGAAGCUUCGGUUGAAGUUAUUGGCACUCCAGCGGAAGAACAAGACUUCACUGCGGAGGGGCCAAGAUCACGAAGAGAUAUUGAUGUCUAUGGAGCGGAAUCUAGUGGAAUAGAGUCAGCAGAAGCUCAGAAAACAUCCGAUCUUCAAAGAACGGAGGGUGAGGAGCGCCAUCGAGGCUAUGAACCUAUUGCGCAAGAUGAAGAGUCCCCAGAAGGAGAGGAUCAAGGAGAUAAGGCCAAGAAAAUGGGCCUAGGAACAAUGAUCGCCGGAGCGGCUUAUCUUGGAGGAAAGGCUAUCUACGACAAGCUGAAAGGAGAUAAACAGGGCUAUGAGCAAGUCCCUGCCGAAGACUUUGAGCCCACAGAGGGUGACACUGUAGAAAGUUAUCGUCAUGUUGGGGAUAGUGCAAAGACCAGCCCAGAAUUGACCAGAAAAGAGCAUAGAACCGUUCACGAGUUUGAUGAUGACUUUGAACGUCCAGCGGUUGAUGAACACGCGUUGAGAGAUAAGCUAGAUAAAGAAGCUGAUGAAAAACAACGCCAAGGAGUCCAAGAGGUCCCAGAAACUCAAGGAAGUCAAGAAUUCAUUGAGGGAUUGCCGGCGCCCCCUGAAGAGCCGAAAGAGACAGUCUACAUUCAUGAAGAACGUCAUGAAACGGUCAUCGGACCAGAUGGGCAUGUUCUGAAGGACAUCAUCGAAACCCGAGAUUAUGAUACGGCACAUCCAGAGGUAUAUGAGACCAGAAAAACUUCGAUUGGAGAGGAGGAGCGAAGAACAUCAUAUAGCGACGCCAGCAGAGAAAUUGAAAUUUCGCCGGAGGAUUUGCCAACCACUGAAGAGCCCAAAGAAGUUCAUGUUCAUGAGCAGCACACUGAGUGGAGUCAAGACGAAUUCGGCCAUCCCAGAGAAGUCGAGAUUGUCGAAGACUUUGACAUCACCGAGAAAACCUCUGAUGAUCAUGUACCCGUCCAAGGGGAGCAUGAAAUUCAUGUUCACGAAAAGCGCGUCGAACAUGUUGUUGGCUUCGGCGGAGAGGACAGAGAGAUCACCACAACCAGAGAGUAUGAUCUGCAUGUCCCUGAGGGAGCCGAGGAGGUUCAUUUGCCGGAUGCAAGUGAGCCAAUUGAUCAGGUCAUCGCCAGCGGAGACGAGCCGGUUCACUAUCAUGUUCACGAAGAGAGAGAUGAAAAGGUCUUGGACAAGGAAGGCCAUGUGUUGAGCGACGUCAAAUACGUCAAAGACUUUGAUGACGAACAUCCGGAAGACAAUGUUUAUGAGCUGAAGAGCGCCGAGAUCAGAGGAGAGUCGCGCUUGCCAGGAGAUGAACAUCAAGUUCGACAAGCUGAAGAAGGCCAACUGGGCGACGUCCAAGAGAGCUCAGAGGAGUUGGAGAACAUCAGCAAUGCUAGCGUCAAAGAUCUCGAUAUUGGAGAUGGUCAUCCAUAUCAUGAGGCUAGAACUGCCGACGUUUUUGAGCAACAACCAAUUGAAGGGCUAACAAUUACUGAGAGGGUCCCGAUCAACCGCUCACCGGCGUCGGAUAUUGUCGAAAGUGAGGCCAUGUCCACAGAACACUUGGACAUUUCUCAACAGCCGAUCAGAGAGAAUGUUGAUGCUCAAGAAGUUGAAGAGGGUCAGAAAAUUGGCCCGGCGACAAUGUUGGCUGGUGCGGCGGCUUAUGGCGCAAUGAAAUUGGCCGAGAAAUUGAGAGGAACGGGAGAUGAGCAAGCCGAAGAAGAAGAGUAUCCAGAAGCUUAUCGACGAAGGUCCGAGACCUCUCCUGUCGGCGAUAUUGAUAAAGAAACCGCCCCAAGCGAAGACCCAACACACCAAGCCGAGCCUGUUGGCAGCUAUGACGAGUCCAGUCCAUGUCAAUCAACAAAAGAUUACGUGACAAGAGAUUUGGAGGACUACGAACUUGCGGCUUUGCAGAGCCAAGAACAGGCCAGUCCAGUUGAUGAACAACAUGAGCAGCAUGUCACUGAGCCUUCAGAAAGCCAAAGAAAAACUGAUAUUGAAGAAAAAGAGGAGUCCGAGCAAAAGCUUGUUGAUGAAAUUGACAAUGAACCCGUCGAACUGGUUGAUGAUCGACCUUAUCACAGCUCCACCGAAGAAAUCCGCCCAAGACCUCAUGACCUCGGAAUCGACGCCCAAGACAAUCUGGACCUUCAAUCGCCAGUGUCCAUAGCCACAGUGCGACGAGAGGACACGGACGAGAAUUUGGAUAUCAUGCAGGAAAGCAUCUACAUUCCCGCUGAUACUCCGCAAUCUGAGAGCCGGACUCCGAAAACCGACUACAGCUACGAUAUUGAGCAGACGCCGGAGUUCGCUAGCGAAAAGUACGAAGGUCAUGAUGAGGAGAAGGACCCAAUGCAACAGUCCAUUUAUAUUCAUCAUGACGAAGAAGGAGAUCAACAGCAAGCCUACGAAGAGGGUGAACGGAGUGGUCGGGAUGUUAUGGAACAAAGUGUUCAUGAACUUUAUGGUGAGUGAAUUAUAGGGGCUAUAUACGCCAUUUUUUAAGCAAAAAGAUUAACAGUUACUCUGCGAUUUUCUUUCGUAUAAAAUGUCCCCGUUUCAGACCAACGCAAACCACCCUCCGAACUCGUUGAAUCCGAGUCCAUUGAGCAAGAGGAAGAGUACUAUCCAGACGAGCAGCAUCAUCGCUCCGAAGACAUCCACUCGGAAACCACUCCUGUUGGAGACCUCGAUCGUGAGACCCAUGUCUCCGGCGACAUUCAGCUGGAAACCGAGCCAGUCGGCGACGUUGAACAGCAAACCACUCCAAGCGCGCCUUCCUGGAAGGAAGCGGAACCAGUUGGCAACAUUGCCAAAGAAGUCGCUACAAGUGUUGAUGCCAGGCAAGAGGCAGAGCCGGUGGUUAGUCAUCAGGAACUUGAAGGGGACUUGGAGGAUGUCGUGGACACAGAAAGCAUCGAAGGAGUCGACAAAAAGCAAGAAAAAGUUGGAAAGGAAGAGAAGAAAAGCGAAGAAGAUGAUCAAGAGGUGGUUGAGAGCGAGUCAAUCGAUGAAGAAAAAGCGCAAAAGAUUGGUCUUGGCACAAUGAUUGCAGGAGCUGCGUAUCUCGGAGGAAAAGCUCUGUAUGACAAGCUGAAAGGAGACAAAAAAGAGGGAGAGGAUACCAUAGACUCUUCAGAGAUCGUUGAGUCCCCAGAAGACCUCCAAAGCCCUCUCCGAAAAGACUCCAAGGACGAAUUUGAGAGAAAAUCUGAGAUUUCACGGGAAAGCUCGCAAGUCCUCUCAAGUGACAGCCAAAUCACCGCGCUCCAUGUGAGCGAAACAGAUGGUCUUGUUGAAUCCGAAUCCCUGGACGUUGAGACUCCCGAAGAAAUGGGAAGUUUGUCACCGAAGAGGAGAUCCUUCGAAGAGGAUAAAGAACCGUUGGUGCGCUCCGAAACUGUAGAACAUGAAGCCCCGGAGUUGCCAGAGACUCCAACUCCAGCGAAGCGAGAAGUUGAGUGGCCAAAGAAGACGGCUGAAGAAGAGCAACGUCAGCUUCCAACAGCUCCAUCUGAAACACCGUCUGAAGCCGAAGGAGAGCUUGUGGAAUCAGAAUCUAUUGAUCAUCCCAGCGCUGAAGGCUUGGAAUCGCCGAAGAGCUCAAGAUUUGAAGAAUCGGGUGGCUUGGUUCACUCAGAAACUAUUGAUGAAUCCACCGUACUCCAAGACACCCCAACCUCACCGAUCCACAAAGAGCCAAUUUCUCCGGAAAAAGUCGGAGAGGCUUUUGGAGUUCAUGAACUCAAAGAAGAAGAAGGCCACUUUGAACCCGACGUACAUUCGCCUGACCUUGUGGAAAGCGAAGAGAUACAACACCAUCUUCAAGAACAUCACGAUCUCCCCAAAGUUCUCGACUAUACUGUCCCACGAGAUCAAGAGGGACAUCCAGAAGAGACUGGAGGAGAAGUUGAGCUCCACGAACCGGCUCCAUCUCAUAAAGAGCCAAUUUCUCCUGGCAAAGUCGGAGAGGCUUUCGGAGUUCAUGAGCUCAAAGAAGAAGAGGAACGAUUCGAGCCGAAUGCCCAUUCCCCCGAACUUGUUGAGUCCGAAGAAAUUCAACAUCAUCUUCAAGAACAUCAUGAUCUGCCUAAAGUCAUCGAUUUUACAGUGCCUCGAGAUCAAGAAGGUCAUCCACAGGAAGGUUUUGGAAGCGAGACAGACACACACGAGGUUGAUCGUCAAGCCUUGGUCGAGUCGGAGAGCAUUGAUCUUGGGGCUGAAGAGCCUCCAGCUUCGCCGAAGUUGAGCCCACAGAAAACACCGGUCGAUAUUAUCUCACCGGACGAAGAACCAAGUGUUGAGGAGAAAAUCCGUUUCUUAAAAGAGGAUGAAGAGCCCGAGACUACCACUGGAACCACUGAAUAUCAAGACCAGUUCAGGCGAAUUGACGAGGAACAUUUGGUGGAGAGUGAAGGUAUUGAACAAAGCGAAAGCCAACCUGGUCAAAUCACCAGUGAGAAAGAAUAUCUAGCGCAAAAACAGGACUCGGAAGAAGAUUUAGAAAGUCCAGAAGCCUAUGAACGCCCAGUGGUGUCUGCCGAAGACCAAGAACAUCAUGGGUUGGUCGAAUCUGAAUCGAUUGAGCAUCCAGAAGAACCCUCAAGUGUAAUGUCGGAAAGUGUCUAUGAAAAAGAGAGCCCAACCAAGGAAUCUCCAACAAAACAAGAAGCUGUUGAGAGCAAAGACACUCGCCGAUCAUUUGAUGGUACUCCAACGACGCCAAUUCGAAAACAAUCGGAUCUUAUCUUAUCCUUGGACACUCUUCAACAAGACAUUCAACGGCAGUUCAGUCAAGAGAGUGCCGGAGGCCAUGAACUCGUCCAACCAGUCCAAGAGCAUGAAGAGCCUAAAAUUGAAUCUCCGAAAGACAAAAAAGACGAGUUUGGCCUUACAGAGGAAGAACAAGUUGAGAUGAGCGCAUUGGCCAAGGCCAUUAUAACAUCAGAUGUUCCGGAGGAUAUCAGAGUCAAGGACGAGCCCAAGCACGAUGAGAAAGUCGAGUAUGAAGGCGAGGAUGUCGUAGAGUCAGCUCACAUUCAUACGUUACCCGACGAACAUCACUUUGAGCCCUCCGGCGAUAUUCACUUCAUCCACAGAGAGGAGCAUAGAGAAGGUUUGGGGAGCCAUGAACAACUUGUUGAAAGUCAAGAAGCCGCCCAAGGUGGUCUAGAAGGUCAACAAACCCACAAAGAUGAGCUGAGCAAAUCUGUGACAUCUGCAGAGCAAAGGGAAUCGCCUCAGGCCGCGGAAGAGCCCUAUGACUUUGAUGAUGUGGAAAUUGUUGAGUCGACCGACUUGGACUUUGAAAAACACGAUGAAUCAGCUCGUCAACCGGCCGAAGAGAUUUAUCAUGAAGAAGAAGAGGAACAACACGAAGCGGAAAGCCCGAAACGUCAAGAGGAAGAUGACUUUGAUAUCAUUCAACACGACGAUAUCAUUGACAUCCAAAUGACUGAAGAGGAGAUCGCAAAAAGCGAAGCCAUAAGAGCCAAAGACGCGAAGGCUCAUUCAUUCUCGCCUCGAUUAAGAGGCGCUGAAUCUCCCACCUCAACGCCGCUUCAGGACAGCGAACUCGGCCUUGGAGUCGAGGAGUCGGAGCUGACGCAUAAAUUGGAAGAUUUAGAACGACCUGAUCUGCGGAAAGUGCGGGAUAUUGAAUUUGAACGGACCGAUUCGGCGGGCUCAAUUCUAAAAGACCGCGAGUUGACCAAAGAAGACUUUGGUGGCCAUAUGCCCGAUUUAAGCAAGGAUUCUGAAUCCGAAGAUGAGAAGCCAACGGUAGAACGGUUCGAUCAAGGAGUUGAGAUAAAAAUCGAGUCCGAACUUGACGAAAAACACGUUGAUUUUGAUCUCGUUGAAAAAGAAGGAGCUCUAGCGCCAGCCGAGCCAAUCGGCCGUCCUCAAAGCCCAAUCCCACCAAGAACCCAGAGUGUGGAGCAGUCGGAAGCCAGUCCGGCGGGGACUUCCAAGACUCCCGAGAGCACACGAGCAAUUGAAUCCGUGGCUGAAGAGGAGGUUGGCUAUGACGGCCAACUUGAAGCCGAUCAAAACGAAGAGGCCUACGAUUUGGCGGCGAAGAAGAUGGAAGCCGAUGCUAAGGCCGAGAUCUCGCCUUCAAAUGAUUCGGGAAGCAGCAACGCCUCAUCGACGGUCUUCGUGCGGAAGGAAAUCAACCCGGACGUCAAAAUGAAAGACUCUGAUGAUGGAUCUCAAUCGUCGUUGUUGGAAUUCGAACGUCUGGAGCAAGAAGUUGUGGGAAAACAGACUUCCCCCGGCCAAAGCGACAACGAACAGAUGGUGGCGUCCGCCACAGGCUCAGUGAACUCUUUGCUGGAAUUUGAGAAUAUCGAGAGGGAGGUGCUGGAAGAUCAGAUCAACCAAGAGGCCAUUGGACAAGCCAUCGGCCCAGAGGUCAUGAUCUUGAGCGAUAUUCGAGAGGAGUCGGAAGUGGAGGAGAUGAGCAUCAAGGGAGAUGACGAGGACUCGUUGAACGAAGCGCAGGUGAGAUUUUUGGAGGGUCUUGCGCAAAAUACAAAGGAAUACAUAUAGUAGGAACUAGAAACUAGCUUUUGUCACCGUUCAAAUACUUCUAUAAGAUUUCUAAAUUAUGCUCUUAAGGAUUUUAAAAUUUUCUCCAUUACUAAUCAAGUACAAUAUAAAAUCUUUUCAAAAAUUGGGUUUCUAGAUAAUUGCUGAAGCCAUGAUCACGUCAGCUGACUCUCUUGAGCCCUCUGGUGGAAUGCCUGUCUUGAAUCGGAUGGAAACAUCAAUAGAUUCGCUGGAACCCCAGUUCUCGGGAUCCCGACAACACCAUGAUGACUCUUUGCUGGAUGAAGGCACCUCCGGAGUCCAAAGUCAAGAUACGCAAGCUGGAAUGAGUGCGGAUACAGCUGGGACCUUCCAGGUGAGGAAUUGAGAUCUUUAUUUUCUUUUUUUUUUAUUUUUUUUUAUAUUACAGUAGGCAAUGUAUGCCAAAAAAAAAAAAAACAAGAAUUUUAUAUAAACCUUUGACAAUUUUUUUAGGAAUACCACGACGAUGACAGAGACUCACUGGAUGGCGCUUUGGAUGAUUACGAGACAAUCACCACCUUCCAGACAACGCAAGAAAAACCCGAUGGAACCACCGAGACGAUCAUUCGGAAAGUUCGCACCAGAACGAAUGACCCGGUCCAUUCCCAUGUCCGAUUUACCGGGACAGAAAGCGAAGACCGAUUGAGGAAUAUUGAGCCAGAGCAAGAGAUUGAAUCCGUCGAUGAGGAGGGGAAUAUCACAAAGACUAUCAGAAGAACAUUACAUUAA